AUGUAUGUAGGAGAACAGUAUGACAAGGUUAAGUUAUGGAGAGAAACAUUGGAUAGAGCAAGUUAUAUCAGUGCAUUAUGUAGACCAGUUGGUAAUCAAUUUGGUGUUGUGGGAAUUCAGGUCACGGGUACAACUAUGUAUCUGAAUAUUCUUGUAAAUGAUAUGGCUGGUAUACCAAGAUACUUCCAUCUAGAUCAUGCGGAAAUUCCAUUAUCCCUCACAAUUCACACUUGA
Messenger RNA from Funneliformis geosporum, 234 nucleotides. The record is from the annotation of a GenBank genome assembly. NCBI's taxonomy places the organism in Eukaryota, Fungi, Glomeromycota, Glomeromycetes, Glomerales, Glomeraceae.